Molecule: messenger RNA, 2060 nt
Organism: Sus scrofa (pig)
Lineage: Eukaryota; Metazoa; Chordata; Mammalia; Artiodactyla; Suidae
Gene: ADAD1
Product: adenosine deaminase domain containing 1
Biological process (GO): RNA processing; adenosine to inosine editing
Cellular component (GO): cytoplasm; nucleolus
Molecular function (GO): adenosine deaminase activity; tRNA-specific adenosine deaminase activity; double-stranded RNA adenosine deaminase activity
Source: RefSeq, a predicted model, not a curated record
GAUGAGGUAGAGCGCCAGGACAGUCGCGAGGCCAUUUUCGAAAGAAGCGGACCCGGGCGCGUGGCUCUCAGGCUGAGCGGUCUGAAGUGAGAGGUUGAGGCCGGGAGGAAGAAGCAACGGCGUCGUCGUCGGCGGCUGGCCGGCGAGCCCCUGGCCUGCGGCCAGGCCUGCGACUCGGCCAGAGCUGCCCGGCAGAGGGAUCAGGCCAGCAGGGCAAGAAGGCCGAUAUUGGUGAGAAAAUGUCUGGCAGCAAUGACUGGUUUCAGAGUUCCCGGGUCCCUAGCUUUGCUCAGAUGCUGAAGAAGAACUUGCCAGUUCAGACAUCAGCCCAGACAGUAACUACACCCACAGGAUAUUCCUCGGAAAGUUACAGCAUGUCGAACAUGGCAUCCAAGGUUACACAAGUGACGGGUAAUUUUCCAGAACCAUUGCUUUCCAAAGGUCUUUCAUCGAUUUCAAAUCCUGUCCUUCCUCCGAAAAAAAUACCAAAGGAAUUUAUAAUGAAAUACAAACGUGGAGAGAUAAAUCCUGUAUCAGCCUUGCACCAGUUUGCACAGAUGCAGCGGGUUCAGCUUGACCUUAAGGAAACAGUAACAACAGGUAAUGUUAUGGGACCAUAUUUUGCUUUUUGUGCUGUGGUUGAUGGAAUUCAAUACAAGACUGGACUGGGACAAAAUAAAAAGGAGUCUAGAUCCAAUGCAGCAAAAUUAGCUCUUGAUGAGCUUCUACAGUUGGAUGAACCUGAACCAAGGAUUUCAGAAACAUCAGGUCCUCCUCCUAUCCCUGCAGAACCUAUUGUUUCACCUGAACCAGUAUAUGUUUCAAAAGUACAUUAUGAAGGGAGACAUAUUCAGUUUGCAAAGAUUUCACAGAUUGUUAAAGAAACAUUUAAUCAACUAAUUUCUAAUCAUUCAGAGUACCUGAAAUGUAGCAACUCAUUAGCUGCUUUUGUAAUUGAAAGAGCUGGACAGCAUGAAGUUGUAGCUAUAGGCACAGGUGAAUACAAUUACAGUCAGUGUAUUAAGCUGAAUGGAAGAGUGUUGCAUGAUACUCAUGCUGUUGUUACAGCAAGGAGGUCUCUCCUUAGGUACUUUUAUAGACAACUUCUACUCUUCUACAGCAAAAAUCCUGCUAUGAUGGAAAAAUCAAUAUUUUGUACAGAACCUGCCUCUAAUCUACUCACUCUCAAGCAGAAUAUCAACAUUUACCUCUAUAUGAACCAGGUGCCUAAAGGAUCAGCCCAAAUUAAGUCACAAUUACGUCUUAAUCCACAUUCUGUAUCUGCAUUUGAAGCCAAUGAAGAACUGAGUCUCCACGUGGCUGUUGAAGGCAAAAUUUAUCUGACUGUCUACUGUCCUACAGAUGUUGUUAAUAGAAUAAGCAGUAUGUCCUCAAGUGACAAAUUGACAAGAUGGGAAGUGCUUGGUGUGCAGGGAGCAUUGCUGAGUCACUUUAUACAACCAGUUUAUAUCAACAGUAUGCUUGUUGGUGAUGGGAAUUGCAGUGAUACCAGAGGCUUAGAAAUUGCUAUAAAGCAACGUGUUGAUGAUGCACUCACUUCAAAACUUCCAAUGUUUUACUUGGUGAACAGACCUCAUAUUAGUUUAGUACCUUCUGCGUAUCAAUUGCAAACAAACUUGGAAUAUAAAUCCCUGAGUGUGAAUUGGGCACAAGGGGACAUUUCUUUGGAGAUUGUGGAUGGCCUAAGUGGAAAGAUCACUGAAAGUUCCCCAUUUAAAAGUGGUGUGUCAAUGGCAAGUCGGCUUUGUAAGGCUGCAAUGCUAAGUCGAUUUAACCUGCUUGCCAAAGAAGCUAAAAAAGAAGAUUUACUUGAAGCUAGUUCAUAUCAUGCAGCUAAGCAUAUGUCUGGAUCCUAUCAAGAAGCUAAAACUUUGUUGAAAUCCUACUUACAGCAACAUGGCUAUGGCUCCUGGAUUGUGAAAUCUCCCUGUAUAGAGCAAUUUAAUGGAUGAAAAAAUAGAGCCAUGAAUCUCUCACAUCACCUGAGUUCCUUGUAUAUUUCACACUUCCUAUGCGUUUAAAAAUACUUACGUCCUGAA